AACUAGCCAAUUAUGACUUUACUGCUCAAAGAAAAUGCAAAGUGCCAAAAUAGGAAAGGAAAUGAUUGGUUGGCUGGCUAACUCUUCUUCUAAGUUCUACCCUAAAGUUCUAAGCACGUACUGUGUUCUGUUCUAUUCAAUCUUCAACAAUCGGAUCGCAUUACAUCUUUGAUCAGAAAACAGGACUCUUUCAGGAUAUACGCCAUGAAAGCAAAUGCAUAGAUGAUGAAGAUGAUUUCUGCUUAUAAAUUCCUGCUCUGGUUAAUCUCGUCCACCACCUGUUUGAUAAUAGUCCUCUCACAAUAUGAUCCAGUUGAUAACUAUCUUAUAGACUGUGGAUCUUCCCAAAAUGUCUCCUUUGUAAAUCGGGUUUUCGUGGGUGAUAAUUUCUACCCUCAUGUUCUUCUUUCAACACCAUUUCAUAUAACCCUUAAAACCAAGAACAGUAAUGAUUCAAUUCUCUUCCAAACUGUAAGGAUUUUCAAUCAAACAACAAGUUAUUCCUUUCCGAUUAAAGAACAGGGUCGACAUUGGAUUCGUCUGCAUUUCUUCCCUUUUGUAAAUGAAAACUAUAACUUGAGCUCAGCCAAGUUCUCUGUUUCUUCCCAAAACUUCACCCUUCUUAAAGAAUUCCAACCGCAGAGUGAUCCUGUUGUUAAGGAAUACAAUUUGAAUGUUACUUCAGAUGUUCUUAUCCUUACUUUCACCCCCUUUUCAAAUUCCUCAUUUGCAUUCAUCAAUGCUUUGGAAGUUUUCUCCAUUCCUAAUGACCUUCUUCCAAAUGGUGCUCGCGCAAUUAAUCUCCCAACCGGGUUAUACCGACCCUUCUCUGCAAACGCAAUGGAAACAACAGUCAGGCUGAGUAUGGGGAAUGAGAUGGUUUCGAUCGAAAACGAUACUUUAUGGAGAGUUUGGAUUCCUGAUGGACCUUAUUUGAUGAACAAACAUUUUGUUGAAUUCAAAUCGGAUAUUAAAGCAGUGAAUUACUCUAGAGGUUGGCCUUCAAUUUAUAUUGCACCGCCUUCUGUUUAUGGAACAGUAACCAUGCUUAGAAGUGAAAUGGAUCCUAAUAUUCUAGCAAACAUAACAUGGGUUCUUGAUGUUGAUCCCGGCUUUGAUUACCUUAUCCGAUUACAUUUCUGCGAUUUUAUUACAUCCCAGCCGGAAAGAAUCUUCUUGAAGGUUUACGUCAAUUCUUUGAUUGUCGAAGAAAAUCUAGAUUUGAGCGGCGAAACAAAAUCAGUAUUCGGUGCCCCGUAUUAUCUAGACUUUGUUGUGAAAUCAAACGACAGCACUAUAAGAAUCAGCAUCGCCCCUUCUACGAUUUUCACUUCGUACGCAAAUGCCAUCCUAAAUGGACUCGAGAUAAUGAAAAUCAGCAAUCCAGACGGAAGCCUUUCCUCAUUCGACUCUCAACGACCAUUUUCGAAUCCGGGUUUCGAUUCAAAAUCGAAUCUUUCGUCGAUCUUGGGAGCUGUCGGAGGUGUUUGUCUUGCUCUUGUGGUUAUUAUAGCUUCGAUGUUCUUCCUCGUUCGUAAAUUAAGAAGAAGGAGAGUUCACGUUCAUGUUCAUUCCACGUCUGAUGCUGCUGUUAUCUCCGAUUCGAAAACUUGGUAUCAAUUCGCAUUUGCGACGAUUGAGGAGGCGACGGGGAAUUUCAGCGAAGGAAACGUUAUCGGUUUUGGCGGAUUCGGGCGAGUUUACAAAGGAAUUCUCAAAGACGGGACAUUGGUAGCGGUUAAGAGGGGAAUGUCGGGGUCUGAACAAGGAAUGUUGGAAUUCAGAACCGAAAUCGAGAUGCUGUCUCUGUUUCGUCAUCGUCAUUUGGUAUCGCUUAUUGGAUACUGCGACGAUCAUAACGAGAUGAUUAUAAUUUACGAGUAUAUGCUUAACGGAACGCUGAGGAAUCAUCUUUACGAAGGCGAUUAUCCGAGUUUGAAUUGGCGUAAGAGGCUGGAGAUUUGCAUUGGAUCGGCUAAAGGUCUUCAUUACCUCCACACGGGUACGACGAACGCGGUGAUUCAUCGCGACGUUAAGUCGUCGAAUAUCUUAUUAGACGAGAAUUUCAUGGCAAAGGUGUCGGAUUUUGGGAUAUCUAGAAACGGACCUGAAUUGGAUGAGAGUCAUGUGAGUACCGCGGUUAAGGGUAGUUUUGGUUAUCUUGACCCUGAAUAUUUAACGACACGACAGCUGACGGAGAAGUCGGAUGUUUAUUCGUUUGGGGUGGUUAUGCUCGAGGUUUUAUGUGGUCGGCCUGUGGUCGAUCCGUCAAGGGAGAAAGAGAUGGUGAAUUUGGUGGAAUGGGUGAUGAAGAUGGAGAAGAGAGGUGAAUUGGAGAAAGUGAUUGAUGAUCGGCUUCUUAUUAAGGGAGAUGAUGUUAUAAAGGUGGAGUCUUUGAGGAAAUUUGGAGAAAUUGCGGUUAAAUGUUUGUCGGAAUUUGGAAAUGAUCGGCCGACGAUGGGGAAUGUGUUGUGGAACUUGGAAUCGGCUCUUCGAAUGCAAGUUGGAAUCGACGACGAACACGCGAAUGGAAAGACAACGAUUGAAGAAGAAGAAGAAGAUGAGGGCAUUGUAUUCAGCACAACAAGCAUGGGAGAUCUUGAUGGAGUUGGAAUGAGUAGAGUUUUCUCUCAAAUGGUUAAGGCUGAAGUUAGGAGGAUUGAUGAUUUGUAAUUAAUACAGAUUAUUGAAUUGUAUUUAUUUUGUUGUUCAAGAUUGGAUUGGAAGAACAAAUUUGGUUCUAAAACAUGUGUGUUUUUCUAUGUAUAUUAGGCUCUUCAUUUCAUAA
This is a messenger RNA of Impatiens glandulifera, 2788 nucleotides long. RefSeq names its product receptor-like protein kinase HERK 1. Gene Ontology annotation, molecular function: transmembrane receptor protein tyrosine kinase activity; ATP binding. Gene Ontology annotation, cellular component: plasmodesma; plasma membrane. Bases 223 to 2673 code for a protein of 816 amino acids. Gene Ontology annotation, biological process: protein autophosphorylation. NCBI's taxonomy places the organism in Eukaryota, Viridiplantae, Streptophyta, Magnoliopsida, Ericales, Balsaminaceae. The record is from RefSeq and is a predicted model, not a curated record. The transcript is spliced from 2 exons.